Caenorhabditis remanei is the source of this 1128-nucleotide messenger RNA. RefSeq lists its product as uncharacterized. The coding region runs from base 1 to 1128 and encodes 375 amino acids. The transcript has 4 exons. The record is from RefSeq and is a predicted model, not a curated record. Gene Ontology annotation, biological process: lipid catabolic process. Lineage: Eukaryota; Metazoa; Nematoda; Chromadorea; Rhabditida; Rhabditidae. Gene Ontology annotation, molecular function: lipase activity.
AUGAAUUGGAUUACUGUAGCUUUGGCACUUGCUGUUGUAGAUUUAUCAUUCUGUGGAAAUAACAUUCAUCCACAUUUCAUGGCUUGGAUGAAACAAAAUUAUAAACCAGAAGAAGUUGCAGCAUUUGUUAGAGAUGAGCUGACAACUGGAAGUUUUGGAGGAGGAGUUCUUACACAAGAGACAACUGAUAGACCUGUCAUUCUUGUUCAUGGAUUGAAUAAUGAAGCCGGUAGCUUCUGGAAAAUCGCUCGUGAUUUCGCUGCUGCUGGACAUCCCACUCAAUACCUAUUUGCUACAACUUGGGGAAGAGGAGUUGAGCAAACAAAUCUGAAUGUAGCAAUGUCUUGUGGACAUGUCAGACAUAUUCGUCGUUUCAUCGAAGCUGUUCUCAAGUACACCGGAGCACCACAAGUAGACAUUAUCGGAUAUUCAAUGGGUUCUCCAAUUGCCAGAAAAGCCAUCAUGGGAGGAAAAUGUGUUGAUGAAAAUGUUGAAUUGGGACAAUCUAUCCAAUCGAGAGUUCACACGUACAUUUCUGUAGCUGGAGCCAAUCAGGGAUCUCAACUUUGCAUGUUCCCGUUCUUGGAGAUUUGUAAUAUGAACACUGGAUUGGCAUGCAAUUCGAAGUUCUUGAAUGAUAUCAACUGGUUCAAAAACUACGAGUCAACAUACAAGAGCUUCAAUCUUGCUUCAACAGGAGACUUCGUCGUCGGAUACAUGGCUUGCGGAAAGAAAGCAUCUGAAUUCGCAGGUGGACAUGAAUACAAAGUUGAAGGAAUGAACCAUGAACAGACUGAAUUCGAUACUGCUGCAAUUCAAUUGAAAAUGUUGAGAGAAUCAACUUCUGGACAGUCGAAGAGUCGGCCAAGUGUGAAAGAAGAUAAGAAAAAGAACGCAUUUGCUGAUGUGAAGAAAUACUUGAACUCGAAAAGAAGAGAUGUUAGACACACUGAACCAAAGAAACCUAAAUCUCCAAAACGAUCUCCACAAAAGAAGUCUGCACCAAAGAAGGUAAUCCAAAAGAGAGCACCAGCCAAGAAGGCUUCACCACCAAAACGUGCUGCUCCAUCGAAGAAAAAUCAGCAGAGAGACACCAAGAAGGAUCAAAAGAAGCCAGCUAAACACUGA